AUGGCACUCUCCGAAUCCGCAAUGAGCCGUUAUUUCGGCUAUCUACUACUUUUGAUGCUGAUGAUGAACGUGGUAACAGUUUCGGCGGCACCCUUCUACUCCUCAGAACAGAUACUGCAGCCAGUUCGGCGAUUGUCGCCGUCCAUGUCGACUUUCUGCUACUUCCAUCCCAAGGUUUGUAAACACACAGAUGCCCUGGGAGAGGAAAAUAAACUGGCCAGACGGCGAAAACGACGAGGCCAUUACUUCAACCAUCAAGUGUGA
Messenger RNA from Bursaphelenchus xylophilus (pine wood nematode), 264 nucleotides. The record is from the annotation of a GenBank genome assembly. Lineage: Eukaryota; Metazoa; Nematoda; Chromadorea; Rhabditida; Aphelenchoididae.